This is a messenger RNA of Corvus hawaiiensis (hawaiian crow), 2398 nucleotides long. RefSeq names its product ankyrin repeat and SOCS box containing 10 (gene ASB10). The record is from RefSeq and is a predicted model, not a curated record. Gene Ontology annotation, molecular function: protein binding. Lineage: Eukaryota; Metazoa; Chordata; Aves; Passeriformes; Corvidae. The coding region runs from base 159 to 1346 and encodes 395 amino acids. Gene Ontology annotation, biological process: intracellular signal transduction; protein localization to ciliary inversin compartment. Gene Ontology annotation, cellular component: ciliary inversin compartment. The transcript is spliced from 5 exons.
UUAUACUGGGUGAUUCAGGCCUGUGCCCGAGUCCAGCCAGAUGCAGGGGAGCUGGAACCCAGGAGCAACCUGCAAAGGACAAACCCUUGAACGAGAGGCUCUUUGCUGUGAUAGCUCGUUCACUGUGCAGCUCAGAUUUCUCAGGUUAGUUACCUGUGAUGGACUGCACCUUCCCUCCCCGCUCUGCCACGCGUUUGCUGCAGCCGGACCAGCGGAAGUAUUCUCACAACGUGAGGUCCCAAGACCACCACGGUGAGCACAGCCAGAGCACAGAGAGCUGGGGGUACCAGCACAGCCGCCUGGAGCCACUGGAGUGCCGAGAUCUGCUGGUCCAGAACGCACUCUUCACUGGAGACCUGGACAUGGUGCAGAAGUACUUCACCAAGAGCGCAGCCAUCAAUCUCAUCAUUGAGACCAGGGGCGAUGUGCUGCGCUGGACUAGCACUAAACGUGGACUGUGGUCGCUGAGCUAUGAGCAGGAGCUCACCACGCCGCUGCACAUCACGGCCAGCCGGGGCUACACGGACUGCCUGCGGCUCCUGCUGCUCCGCGGCGCUGCCGUCGACUUUGCUCCGGGGGGCAAGACAGCCCUGCAUGAGGCUUGUGCCUGUGCCAGCACCGACUGUGUGCGCCUGCUGCUCGGCUCCGGAGCUGAUCCUGAGGCUAUCUCUGAGGAUGGCUACAGGCCCCUGCACCUCUGCAAGAGCUCAGACUCCAUCGAGUGUGUCCGGCAGCUGCUGCAGCAUGGUGCCAGUGCAAACAGUCAGACGGAGGAGGAGAAUGACACAGCACUGCACGUGGCAUCACGGCACGGCCUGGCAGAGCAUGUCCAGCUGCUUCUGCGCCACGGGGCUGAACUGGAAGUAAAGAACAAGGAGGGGCAAACGCCCCUGAAUGCUGCCUGUGCUCAGCACCACCAGCCCCAGGACAUGGACCGCUACUACCGGGUCUGCCAGCUGCUGGUGGAGAGCGGUGCCAGCAUCAACGCUGCGGAUCGGGACCAGCAGCACCCACUUCACCUGGCCUGCAAGAAUGCCAAUGCUCAAAUUGCAGAGUUACUGCUGGCCCGGGGUGCCAAUGUCAAUGUCAUGAACUAUGGUGGCAACACGGCCCUGCACAACAUCCUGCAAGUAGCUGCCUACAAGCUGGAGCAUCGCCCGGAGCUCGUGGUGCGAGCACUGCUCAACCAUGGAGCCGUCCGCAUCUGGCCAGGCUCCCUCCUCAAGGUGCUGCGGUACUGCCACACCUGCCCCCGUGUCAUCGAGGCCCUGGUGAACAGCUACACCCAUGUGUGCGUCUCUGAGGACUGGGUGGAAGCAGUUCCAGUAGAGGUUGUACAGCUUUAGCUUUGACAUCCCAGCUGUUUGGCAGCACCAUACAUAUUUCACUUGAGCAGGAUGGACAGCAGUCAGGAGUUCCAAAGGACCCCAGGGCUGGAUGUGACCCACAACGCCAAACCCCAUCCUUUCCCCAGCACAUGAGCACCUCAAGGGCUGCCUGACAACCCUGGCUGUGAUUUCCCCCUGAAGAGGGACUGCACGGUGCCCUGACUCAGGGUAGUAGGAACCUCAGUGUCCACCCCAAGCUGUGACCCCCCCUCACAGCAACACAGCCCCCCUGAGGACUCAUGCUGGGGUCUUGCUUGGCCUGACAGCAGCUCUCCCACUGCCGAGGGCUUCUGGUCUUUCUUUGUGAGGAGCAUGACUCCAAAUACUUCCUGCACUUCUGUUUCCAUCCAGACGUGUUGCAGCAGAUGCUGAUGCUCCUGAGGUGCCAUGCUCCACAGGUGCAUCCCAGGGGAGCAGACCCCUUUUGCACACUGGUGCUCUUUGAGCUGUCAGCCCCGCUCUGGCUCACUGCCACAUGUCAGCAGUGUCACCUGCAGCUGCUUACCAGGGAUGGGUGGUUCAGGUCACUAAAGGAAUCACCAGCAAACGUAUCAAUAAAAGCAGGUUUGGUAUAACUGUGCAGUGGUAGCAGAAGACAUCAAGAAGGAUCAGAAGACAAGGAAAUGGCCAAAAAAAGUUGCCUCAGGGACCUGGAGAAACCUGAGCAGUGACAAAAUAACAAUAUAUUAACAUGGAAAAGUUACCUGAGCACAUCUCCUGCGAGGAAAGGCUGAGGGAGCUGGAACUGUUCAGCCUGGAGAAGAGAAGGCUCGAGGGGAUCUCAGUGUGGAUAAAUACCUGAAGGGAGGACACUAAGACGAUGGAGUCAGGCUGUUUUCAGUGGUGCCUUUGACUGCACUGUGCUCCCAGCUGAAGAAACGAUAUUCAUGUCACAGACUGUACUGUGGAUAGUGCUGCAUAACCCAUUUUGCUCUGAAUCCUGCAUCCUGCACUCUGAGAACACCAGCUUUGCUUAUAGGCUCCUGGGUUCUGUCACAGAGCCAUGAGAU